AUGGCAGGCAUGGUGGGCGCUUCGCCUCACUUGCCAUCGGUCAUGGCUGUGAGCGUUGACACCCUCUUUCUGGUGGUGAUGAUGUGCUCUCUUGUGGAGGUGGUGGCUGGGUUCGUCAUGUGGAAAACAUCGAGGGUGACACGAACAGAGGCGGCUUUGAUAUCGCAACGCCAAACCCUGAGGACAGGAGUUGCCAAGACAAACUACACGGCGACCUUCGUCGAGAAUUCCAAGCUCAAACGCCUCUUGCUUAAGGCGGAGAAGGAUCUCGAGAGGAUUCAGUCUGCGAGGGACAGGAGGCUCAAGUCCGUGGCGAAAGCCGUGCGCGCUGUACGGGUGUGUGUGUAUGGCUCCAUGGUGGUGCUCAUGUGGGGACGGCCGUUGAUAUCUUUCUCGCCGGAUUACCUGUGGCCUUCGUCGUUUUCACAUGCCCUGUCGGGUGGCAGGGCGGCUGGCAGCGUGGGGGCACUGUCCAUUGUGGCGAUGUUUUUGUUCGGGUUGGUACCACGGUUGUCGCCAUCGGCAUGAUGACGGCGCUUCUGGACCACGCUGCGCAACAAAUGAUAGUGGUGUUGUUUUUCUUCCCCAUGUUUUUUCCACUCAAGUUCUGAGUGUGAAAACUUUUGUUGCGGACUUGACCGCCCAACGAUGGACGGUUGGGUUGCACUUUCUGUUUUUCGUGGUGAAUGACUCUCCUUGGCUGCAACGAAUGAGUGAUAUACGGUGGUAGUGAUGUUCUGGUGGGCUGAGAGUUGUCCAAUCGCGGAAUGCUGCCUAUACUACUUGGUAAUAUCCCAAGUACGGGUACCAGCCCGUAUGUUUUCGCAUCCCUUGCGUUGUUGUUUCCUCUGUGGGUAUCACCAAGCUACAGUUUCUAGCUCGUCUUGGGACUUGCUACAGUUCUUGAAUAGGGCGUCUGCUGUACCUGUAUUUUUGAACAGCCGAAGUUCUCCCGUGGUGGCCGACACUGUGUACUAAGC
Ectocarpus siliculosus is the source of this 980-nucleotide messenger RNA. The record is from the annotation of a GenBank genome assembly. NCBI's taxonomy places the organism in Eukaryota, Phaeophyceae, Ectocarpales, Ectocarpaceae.